Molecule: messenger RNA, 2588 nt
Organism: Zootermopsis nevadensis
Lineage: Eukaryota; Metazoa; Arthropoda; Insecta; Blattodea; Termopsidae
Product: bis(5'-adenosyl)-triphosphatase enpp4
Source: RefSeq, a predicted model, not a curated record
AUAAUUGUCUUUCAUCUUUCAGUUUUUUCCUGAAAAUUUUUGUUGCGUGUUGUAGUAAAGUAUGGCCAGGUGUCAAGUUUGUAUGAAAGGUAUAUUGUACAUUGUUUUAUCAUAUUGUCACCAUGUUGGAUCAACGUCAGAUUAUCCUAUUAUAUUGGUGGUAUCGUAUGAUGGUUUUCGGUACAAUUACUUUGACAAGAAUAUUACACCAAACAUAAAUAAAGUCAGGACCAGUGGGUCUCAUGCAGAAUAUAUGAGGAAUGUGUUUAUAACGAAGACGUUCCCCAAUCAUCACUCUAUUGCAACAGGAGUUUACCCAGAAGUUCAUGGGAUUCUAGCAAAUUAUGUUUAUGAUCCUCAUUAUGGUAAAAUUCUACGAUAUAGUGACGAGUUUUGGCAUUUCAAUGAUGCAGUAGUACCAAUAUGGACACUGAAUGAGAAGGCUGGAGAAGGCCGUCACAGUGGUGUGAUGAUGUGGCCAGGAGGAGGAGACGAGGUAUACCAGAAUACGACACUGACAUUUAGUCAUGGUUACAACUCCUCUGUUCCAUUCUCAGAUCGUGUCGACACUGUUCUGUCAUGGAUUCUACAUCCACAAACACCUGCCAACCUUGUCUUCCUGUAUUUUGAGGAGCCUGAUAAGACUGCACAUGUAUAUGGACCUGAGUCUCAGGAAGUUCAAGAAGUAAUUGUUAAAGUUGAUGAUGUAACAGGUUACUUGGUGAAGAAACUUGAAGAGAAUAAUUUGACAGAUGCAGUUAAUGUGUUCCUCUUAAGUGAUCAUGGGUUUGAAACAGUUACAACUUCAAGAAUCAUAAAUGUAACAGAUGUGAUUAAAGGAAUGAAUUAUACUGUGGUGGGGAAUUCUCCUACACUUCAUAUUUAUCCAAAUGAUGGUGAUGGAGACGCUAUUUACAAUGCGCUGAAGAAUGCGUCCAAAGAAAUAGGGCAUUUUUCAGUAUAUCACAAGGAAGAGAUACUUGAACGUUGGCACUAUAAGAAUAAUCGGCGUGCGCCACCCAUAUUUGUUUUGGCUGAUGAGUCCUAUGCUUUUGAUGAUAUGUAUCAGUAUGUUGAUGAAUAUGAGAAGUCAACAAACAAAACAAUUACAGAUAAUGUAACAUUUGGUGUUCAUGGAUAUGACAAUAAUGAAAAGAAUAUGCAGCCAUUUUUCGUUGCAUUUGGACCACUGAUUAAGAAGCAGUACAAGAUUGCUCCAUUUGAUAAUGUGGAUUUGUAUUCCUUAUUCUGUUAUAUGCUGUAUCUCAAUUCGUCAGUCACGAAUGGGACUCUUGACAAUGUGAAGUCAUUGCUAGCGAGUGAACCAGAUCCUUCAUUGUCAUACAUACUUGGUGGGGUUGUAGUGGCAGCGUUGUCCCUCACUGCUGCUGCAAUUUUGACCCUGUGCUUACUAAGACACAGACAGAAGAAAGCUGAUUCAUUGGGCCAGUCGUACAGUGGUUCGUGUACGGAACAUGAACCAUGAGACCACUUGUUUAUUUCACAGGACAAUCAGCAAGUCAGAUCAUGACCAGUCACAGAGUGAAAUGGAAGCCCAGCAUCUACUAGAAACCAAUGACACUGAAGACUAAUAGAUCUACAUGUAUGAAUGUAUCAUAUUAUAUGAGAAUAGCAGUUAAAGAUGUUCCUAAAUGCUUAAAAAUUAAUAUGAUAGAUGUAAUGCAUUGUCACACACAUUAAUGUGUUGUUUAUGUAAUGCCAAAGUUUAAUGCACAUACGACUGCUUUGUAGGUUACUUAAGAGUUCUGCAUUACUACAUAUAUUUGUUUAGAAUCGAAAGAGAUAUGUUUUUAAGUUGAAUGUGGCAGUAAUGGCCUUAUUAAGACACUGUCCUGUACUCAUCUCGGAAACCUGAGGAAAACUACAAAUAAUCUCAACCAACAUGAGCAUUUCUUGGACAGGGAUUGCUCUGGGAAGAAAUAAAAGUUCUAUACCUUCUGCAAAGAUGUUCGUAAUUAGAGUACGCCAUAUUUGUUAAGUUAUGUAUGCACUCCAAUUAAUUGAUGUAUCUUAUAUAUAAUGUUAAUGUUUAUAUUUCUUUUAUCAGUGUGCAUUAUCUUAAGAAAAAUGGACUUAUCAGUGAUAUAUUAGAUCAUAGGCAGGAGAGAUAUAUUUUUAAUUAAUAAUAUACAAAUUUAAGAUGUACAUAAAUUUUGAUUUCUGGGUGUAAUCAGUAAUUUAUUAACAGGUGUUAUCAUUUGGUAAUGUGACUUGGUUCAGACUGACCGUAAUAUAUUUUUAUUGAGUUCAGUUUGGAGGAAGACUAAUUUAUUCAAGUUAAUUUUGUCUUUAGGCACUGGUUCCCGGCUUUCUGUAAACUGUCAGACUGUUACUACAGUAUCUGAUAUUUGUGGUUCAUCUGGGUUGUGAUAACCAUUGCUUCAGAGGAAUGUAUUGCUUUCAUCUUCAGUCUCCACUUCACCCUGAAGAUGGAGGCAAUGCAGUCUUCUGAAAUAUUGUUAAUCACAUAGAAGCCAAUGUGGUGUCAGCAGCCUAGAAGAUCAUGAUUGACAUGUUAAUGCUGUAAUAGAUUUUCUGAGGACUGUUGCCAGUCUCACAUUGAACAG